UUCCAUUUAGUGAGGCUCUAUUGAUAAGCAGUUAUGUGGAUGGCGAUGAUGAGGAAACUCGAAUGAUGCGCCGUGCUAUGGUGCGAUAUAUGUGUUUGGCACAAGUACUGGUCUAUCGAGAUAUCAGUAUACCGGUUCGGAAGCGCUUUCCAACAUACACAGCCAUCGUCAAGGCUGGAUUUAUGACGGCGCGUGAAAUGAAAAAAUUGUCAGAUAUAGAUCUGGAAUACGACAAAUAUUGGGUACCAAUCAAUUGGACAUUUACGCUACUUCACAAUGCGCGGCGAGCCAAGAAAAUUAGUAGCGAUGUGAUGACCAAUAAAUUAUGUGAUGAACUGCGAGUUUUUCGGCAGAGUUUACAAGUUGUAUGCAAUUAUGACUGGAUAGAUUUACAUGUUCCCGUGAUGACAAUAAUUCAAUUUAUCUUUUUUGUUGGAUGGCUUAAAGCUGCAGAAGUGUUGCUGAAUCCGAUGGGUGAGGAUGACGACGAUUUCGAAUGCAAUUAUCUAAUCGACAAAAAUCUUGCGGUACGAUGCAUACAUGACUAAGA
Molecule: messenger RNA, 550 nt
Organism: Gongylonema pulchrum
Lineage: Eukaryota; Metazoa; Nematoda; Chromadorea; Rhabditida; Gongylonematidae
Source: the annotation of a GenBank genome assembly